This is a messenger RNA of Malurus melanocephalus (red-backed fairy wren), 2884 nucleotides long. RefSeq names its product protein phosphatase, Mg2+/Mn2+ dependent 1K (gene PPM1K). The record is from RefSeq and is a predicted model, not a curated record. Gene Ontology annotation, molecular function: cation binding; protein serine/threonine phosphatase activity. The transcript has 7 exons. Lineage: Eukaryota; Metazoa; Chordata; Aves; Passeriformes; Maluridae. Bases 153 to 1271 code for a protein of 372 amino acids. Gene Ontology annotation, biological process: protein dephosphorylation.
GGGCCGCGCUGCAGCCUCAGCCGGGGAGGUGCCGCUCUCGCACCGCUGGGGCGCUGCCGCCGCCGGGCCCGGGCGCGGGAGGAGACAUUCCAGCAGCUGCUCAUCUUUYGCUCCUGGUCUUUAUUUCCUACGAAUCUCUGCGAAGACAAGUUAUGUCCACAGCCACUUUAAUUAAUCUGGUACGGAAUGGAGGGUUCCAAGUAAGAAGGAGAGCCGUGCUCACAUCCCGCUUCCUGCAAGACGAGAAGCGYCCCSCAGCCGUCUGCUCCAUCUCCACCUSCGAGCGCCGCGCCUCCCGCUUCGACUCCGACGGCAGCGGGAAGCCAACCACAUGGGACACCUUCGGCAUCUGGGACAAUCGCAUCGAUGAGCCCAUUCUCCUCCCACCCAGCAUAAAGUACGGGAAGCCGAUCCCCAAAGUGAGCCUGAGCAAAGUGGGCUGCGCCAGCCACAUCGGGAAGCGGAAGGAAAAUGAAGAUCGCUUCGGUUAUGCUCAGCUGACGGAGGAUAUCCUGUACUUCGCAGUGUACGAUGGGCACGGUGGGGCAGCAGCAGCAGAUUUCUGUGAUAAGUACAUGGAAAAAUAUAUUAAGGAAUUUCUUGCUGAGGAGGAGAACUUGGAAAAUGUUUUGAGCAAAGCUUUUCUAGAAAUAAACAAAGCAUAUGAAAGGCAUGCUAAUCUCUCCGCUGAUGCAACUCUGCAAAACUCUGGGACCACUGCAACAGUGGCUCUGCUCCGGGAUGGAAUUGAGCUGGUUGUGGCAAGUGUGGGAGACAGUCGUGCUCUGCUGUGCCGGAAGGGAAAGGCCAUGAAACUCACCAUUGACCAUACUCCAGAGAGAAAGGAGGAGAAGGAAAGGAUUAAGAAGUGUGGUGGCUUCGUAUCCUGGAACAGUUUGGGACAGCCUCAUGUGAAUGGUAGACUUGCAAUGACACGGAGCAUAGGAGAUUUGGAUCUUAAAAACAGCGGUGUGAUAGCCCAGCCAGAAACAAAAAGGGUUCAGCUGCACCACGCAGAUGACAGCUUCCUGGCCCUGACCACAGAUGGGAUCAACUUCAUAGUGAACAGUCAGGAGAUCUGCGACUUCAUCAGCCAGUGCCACGACCCUGCUGAGGCUGCUCACGUGGUCACUGAGCAGGCAGUGCAGUUUGGCACUGAGGACAACAGCACAGUUGUCAUAGUGCCAUUUGGAGCUUGGGGCAAGUACAAGAACGGGGAGAUGACCUUCUCCUUCAGCCGCAGUUUCGCUUCCAGCGGGAGGUGGGCAUGAAGACAAUGCCACAGCAAUCCUUUCCUGCCGUCACCUGGACACAGCGUGCUACAGGAGAACACCUCCAUCUGUUCCUAGGCUGACUCGGUGUCUUGUCCAUCUCUUGUGCUCCCAGUGUUAGAAGGUGCCACUGSUCCCUUGGUGCGUAACGCCCGUUGUUGCUUACGGCUGACCGUGUCUUGCUGCCCGCGUUAUUCCCAGCGGCACCGGGGCAGCUCCCUGGGUUUGUAGCCCCAGCAGCUCCGCACAUCACUUUGUUCACACUGACGAGGUUUUGGGCUUUCACCUGAGGYUGGAGGGGUUGCACAGUCAUUUCAUGCCUACUUGUAUUCCCCAGGACCCUCAGUUCCCUGGCAGCUGCGAGCCUCUGAGCCACAUGCUGGCUUCCCUGUAYGAUGAAACACAGGGAACAAACGCACAAUGUUCUUAGGCAGACAUAAAGAGUGCUGCUGCUGUGCUGCAGCCACCUGAAACUCCUGUUCUCCAGGAGAAGUGGGUGAAAAAGAAGUUUCAGAGUGUUUAGGUUCCGAUGGCAGUGGCAUUUGGUGUAGCUGUACAAGUUCCCAAGACAGUGCUGCUUUGCAGGGCUUUAUGCUCUCACCGCCACCAUCYGUGAUCCUCUUGCUCCAAGGAGACAGACCAGGCUGGAGCCAYGUGCUGUUGGACAGAUGGGAACCUCUCUCCAUUGGGUCCAAAGCCUGUACAGUCUCUGUGGACAAUGCAGCAGCCCCUUGCACUGUCUUCUCUUUGCUGUGUCAGUGCCUGACAGGAGCACAGAGGAGGGAAAAAGACGCACAGUUUUGAUAUCCAGAGACUCUCAUCAACUUGAAUUUCUUUUUUUUUUUUUUUUUAAUAAAGAAAAUAAGCUAAUUUCAAUGAGUUUACUCUUCAAGAUCUGAUGCAUAAGACAGUUUAUUGCUCAUACAUACAUGAGGAUUUUCCUGCCCUCUGCUGAAGGUAUCUGAUCUCACRUGUCUCUUCAUGGUACACAAGGAGAUGUAAAAUGCCCCAAGCAAGCUAGAGAAAGGAGAGAGCAUUAUUAUAAUAUAAGGUAUUUUUUGUAAGUUUGGGAUAUUUUUUCUAGUAGGUGUCAGAUGUUCAGACACCAGAAGGAAGUUUUGUACUUAAAGGAAGUAUUUCCACUUCCCUUCUUUUGGGGAGUCUGUGUCCAGUGAGGCAUGGGAGGACCAGAGCUCUGAUCCAGCUCAUAUCACUGCUGUGACACAGACUGCAGGUGAUGUGUUGACACAGGCAAAGAUCUGUCCCAGCGUGCCUCAUUCAGACCUCCUCCUUCCUCUGUUCCACAUCAGGUGUGGCAGUGAAAUACAGGUGGAGAAGAACUGGUCUUCUCCCAGGCUUGCCACAUUUUUUUUUUCCUUCUAUGGAUGCUUCCAACAGCACAAUCAUAAAAACAAAACAAAAUGAAAGAGAAGUUGCCUGAUAUUAAAUCAUGCUGAAAAAAAAAUAAUCUGAGGUGCCUGGCCUGAUUCUCAUUUUCCAGUGUGAAAUACGUAUCUUCAUUGCUUCUAUCCCUUUCCUUUUAGCCCAGGGUUACCCCUUAGGCAGUCAUUCCAUGUUUUUUUCCUUGCYUCUGRUGGAAGGCCAGCAGCACC